AUGCUGCGUUUAGGCUUGUACGGCCAGCAUGAGACGCAGCAGCUGCUGCGGCCCUCUCUGCUCAGACCUGAGGAGUUGUCCAUGGAGUCAGGCAUCGAUCCAGGACAGGAUUACUACACACAGGAUUACUACAACUACGACCACGGGUUCGAGUACGGCAGCCGGAGGAAGCUGAUCUCUCCUUCAGGGCCCUACGACGAGUACGGGGAAGUGAUCGUGGACGAAGAUGGGAGUUACUACUACAGCCCCCAGGAGUCUGACACCGAGGUAAAGAGGCAGGUGCAGGGAGGAACAGUAACCUCCGACUCCAAACGCUCCCAAUCCCGCUCUUCUGGAAAACCCACACAAACUAAGAACGGCACCAAAUCUCCCUCAGAAAUCCCAACAAAGCCCAAAAGUGCGAUGGAAAAGUUAAAGUCCGUGUUGAAACUGGGAUCUCUGUUCUCCUUGUCGGCAAACAAGGGCAGCGGACAACCACCUGCCGUGCACCCGCCGUGGAGCAAAGCCCGGGUCGGCCCUGAGCGGAAGGGGAAGUCUGGCCCGGAAAAACCAACCAGAGACUCGGAAAAUCCAGCCGGCGCACAAACAAGAGAAGCAGCGACGGAGCCGGGGCCGGGGAGAGCGAACAGAAGAAUGCCAAACAAUGGGAUGAGAAAUGGCUUUGGCGGAGGACUUGGACCAACGUCAGAACAGAGGAGAAUAGAGCUCCCGGGUUUGCCUUCUUCGAGCUGGUCUGGCAGCGUUGGGAAUGGGAUACUCAUAGACGGGACUUAUUUCCAAACCGCAAGCGAAGCCAAUAAAGCGGCUCCAGCGAAACAACAGCUCAGCGAGGCCUUGAGUCUUAUCAGCCUGAGCAGGAGACUCCAGGGAGCCGCUGUAGCUCCGGACUGGGACAACCCACCGGGGCCCGGCAGUGCGGUACGAGUCGGGACCGACGGGAAGUCCGGUGGGUCUUUGGAAGAACGGGGGAAGCUGGAAGAACAAAGGAAAGCGUCGAAGGAGUCCGAGUUUUCAGAUACAAGCAGUUCUUCUACCACAGACGCCGGGAAUUUCAAAAACUCGGAAAACGACAGCGUGUCCAAGACGGAGACGGAAGAAUCGGACACGGAGAAAGAUCUCUCUGACAGCGACGAAGGGGAAAGCUCGGACAGAGGGUCAGAGAGCUCCCGACGCAAACGUGCCAAGUCCAGGCCCCAGACUUCCAGACGGCGUUCCCUCUCCACGGACGAGAGUGAGGAGGAGAGCGACGGGUCUGAGGCAGAGGAGGCGGAAUCCCCGCGUAACCAUGACGACCUGUCGCCAAUCAUGGAGGACAGCGAGGAGGAGAGGAGCAGCGGGCAGGAUGAGGAUUGA
Molecule: messenger RNA, 1353 nt
Organism: Knipowitschia caucasica
Lineage: Eukaryota; Metazoa; Chordata; Actinopteri; Gobiiformes; Gobiidae
Source: the annotation of a GenBank genome assembly